AUGCAAAGAGCAAGAACGGUUGGAAGUCCUUCAGUGGCUCUGUUAACUGAAUUAGGCCAAAGUACUAAGACUGUUCGACAGCUUGUCGUGUGGCUGAAAAAAAUUGGGAAUUAUCAAGCCUUAGACAUUUUGGAAUACAAAGGUAAGUUGACAUUAAUUAGUCUAGUCAACAAACAAUAAUGGUGCUUUAGACGCCCCAGCCACAUUAUUUUUUUUCUAAGACUAAAAACAGCUCCAAAUGUUUCCUCUCUCCAUACAGUUAGUUUGAAGAUAAAUUCUCAUUAUUUAACCUCUACAUCAGGGGCGGUUCCAGGAUUUUUUUUAGGAGGGGGUGCACUCGUCUCUUGCUCUACUUCAAUACCCAUAAACCACGUAGUUUUUUUUUUGCAGAAUACCAGUUGUAUUAGAAAACCGCAGGUCAUCUCGGGGGGGGGGGGUGCGCACCCCCUGCACCCUCCCCCUAGAUCCGCCCCUGUACAUAGUUUCCUUUUUGUUUUCUCUGUUAACUAUACUCUUGUAUUCAUUAUACAGAAGAGGUGCAAAUCAUCAAACAACCCAAGUCGCAGCCAGUCAGAGUGGGUGGCAGUGUUACCUUGAGAUGCGAGGCCACAGGCUACCCAGCUCCACGAUAUCAGUGGGUAAAAGAUGGAGCAGAACUCUUAGAUGGGAUUAAUGGAGAACUUAUCUUGGAUACUGUGACAAUGUAUGACAGUGGGAACUAUUUUUGCCUUGUGUCCAAUCAUGUUAAUGCAGAAAAGAGCGAUGCAGUGGAUUUAGAAGUUUUGCCAUCAUCAGGUAUAUUGUUACAUGUAUCUCUUAAUCAAGUCAAUCUUUUUUUGAUUACUACUCCAGUACUUUUGAAGGUGACGUUUUACUCUCCUGUUGUUGAGCUUUCUUGCGAUGCUGAAAGGUUUGACACAGUACCAAAGAAAUGUACUAGAAACGUUCGAUGGUGCCGAGCAGUUAAUCGCGAGGCAAAUGAAUAUAAGUAUGUUUAAUUUAAUGGACGCAAGGGCGCUUUGCUGAUAUUGCGAACUGUUUGUGGAAAAUCGCUGUUGAUGCAGGGAUACAUCAAUUAUUCCUGGACCUUGUGCGCGAAUAGACCUUUUUAGCUUGUAUGUUUUGUUUUCCCAAUUCGGAGCACGUGAUGUUCUCUAGGGAAUUUACCUUUUGUCUUUUCAUUAGUUAUGCAAUAUGCAUACAUAUACGCGUGGAUGCACGUAUAUAAGACGGCAUUUAAAAGAAGCAGUUCUCAGGGGCGACAUCACAUGGUCUGCAAUGGGAAAACAAAACCUACAAGCUUAAGGCCUAUUAUUCGGGCGGGAUAGUAUACAUCGAUCAUCUCUCCCAAAAUUUCUAUAAUGAUUUCUUUCAGCUGAAAUAACAUUCCACAUCGAGGUUUCUCAGAAUUAGUCAAAAAUUAUUAGGCUAUUGUUUGUAUCAAGUCACUUCAAUGGAGAGUAUUAAUUUCUCUUUAAUUUGGCGGAUGAGAUUACGAUGAAAAAUAAAAAUUGCCUCAUGAAACUUUAUAUUUGAUUUUAAACUAAUAAAUAAAUAAAUAAGCUUAGUUAAAAUUCUGUUAUGACUGUUUGUGCUCGUUAAUGUAAAUCGAAAGAGAACGAUUUUAACUUUAGGCGCCAGCCCAUGUAAUCACAGUUAGAGACGUUCAAUCUGAUUGGUUAAAAUGUGAUCCCAUAAAAAAGAUCAAAUUUCAACGGGAACAGUUUAUGGAAUUGCUCUGUGCCAGAGGUUUUUUUCUAGCGGCAAAUAAAGGUCCUGUGGCCGACAUCGAACUACCCCGCCGCACGCGAGAAAAAGCUUCUGGUACCCAGGGUGCAGGUUAUAUCACCAAUUAAAAUAUUAAAAACCUGUCAAACCAGUAAUACUCGGACACAGCAAAAGAAAAAUUGAUAAGAUAAAGACAAAAGGGUAUAACGUCAUCGGCUUAAGUCUGUUCUCCCAGAAAGUGACGCUUUCAGUAACAUAUGGCCACUUGAAGUGUUUUCAAUAGCAAAACUAAUAAAAAUUAAGGUACUAUUAAUAGCAUCAGGUUUCGAAACUGAUGUUUAAUUGACAUUAUAUGUGCCUUUUAAGCUAAAUUUUGCAUCAAAAAUAUACAAAUAAGUUUCAUAGGUAAUCAUUAAUAAUCAUUUAACUAACAACUGACAAAUUGCCUAAAAAACUGGCAACUGACAUUUGUACCCCCCCAUCCAGACCCUCAGUAUACCUCUGUUAGGAUUGGUCGGAAUAUCCAAAACGAGGUAUCGCUGGAAAGAUCUAUCUUUGCUGACGCUGUUGCUCACCAAUUUAUUAACUCAAACUGAAAGCUAGAUGGGUCCAGGAAGGAAAAUAUGUAUCGUUCCAUAUGGAAUGAAAACGACCAAAGCAUUCGUCGAAGGGUUAAUUGGGUGAGCCCUAUACUACUUGUAGUGCUUGCGUUUUUGAUUUGAUACUCUUACAUAUGUGAUUUAUCGCCACAUGUUUUAUAAACGAAAAGCAUGUCACAUGUUUUGACUUAAUUAAAUCAUGAUUUGGUCGAGACAGCAGCAAAAUCGUGGAACUUUUCAAAACUAGUGCGAGUUUUAAAACUUUAACAAACAUGUUCGACGGUACAUCAUCAAUCUGACAGUUUCUCUAAACAUGCGUUCACGCGCAUCUAUUAAUUUUGUUAACUUUAAAUUUAUGCAGGUAUUGUUUUCCAACGCAAUGUAACGUAUACUGUACAUAGUAACACGCACGUUUUAUCAGCUGUGAACGUUCAUAACCGUCACACUGACGAUGACGGAUGUACCGUCGAAACAUGUUUGUUAAAAUUUAAAAAGUCGCACUAUUUUUGAAAAUCAUGAUAUCUAGUAGAGCACCUAGUUAGGAAAGAAUUUUCGGAUAUCUAUCAACAAAUCUGUCUGACAAAUGUCUAUACGACAACAAAGUAUAGACUGAACUGUGGAUACAGCAUAUGCGCGGGUUAUGUGACGUAAUUAUAUAAUCAGCAUACUUUUCACUCCUGAUUUGCCCCUGUUUGUGCUACUACGAUCAAAUUUGGGAAUUUGCUUUUUAUUACGUAUUUCGAAAAUGUAUGUAAAAGUGACUUACCGUGCCAAGUUUGGAGUCCAAAUAUGAUCUGGAAGUGUGUUUAUUUGCACGGCAAUUUUCGUAAAUGUCUUGCCGCCAUUACUCGAUUCAAAAAAUGACCGGGAGUAGAUUUGAAGGAGUUGGGGCGAGAUGUGACGUAGAAACAUCAACGCGACAAAACAAGGUAAACAAACGUGGCUAAUUUUGCAUGCAGGACGAGAUAUUUUUGGAAGCUUUUGGAGGUUCUUUCUUCGCUUUUUUGACUUAAAGCGAAAGUAUGCCUGGUAGACGUUGUGUUGUUCAGGACUGUGGAAACGUAAAGAACGAUGAAUUGGGGAUUUCUAUUCAUAAUUCUCCUGAUUCGGGCAGCGUUAGAUUAAAGUGGUGUCCAUUCAUCGGAAGGAUUUCAACACAGUGGGAAAAUUUGCUGUGUGCUCGGAGUAUUUUACAAGGGAUUGUUUUACGCUUGCUUUUCCGAUGAAAGGCAUGAAAAGGAAUUUGAAGAAGGGGACGUUUCCAACCAUUUGGAAAAAAUCCUCUCAAACACUAUCAAAGCGGAGUAGACGAUCGGUGAGUGAAAUUACAAUGUAUUUGCGCUGUGCUUAUCACCAUUAUAUUUAUUUCCCCAUUUACCUGUGACAUGAUUUUUUUCUGGCAUCGUUGUUCAAUAUUCGUGUAAUGAAUGCUCUGACUAUUUGAACUUCCCAUAUUGCUGCAUGUGUUUUCAUAGUUUUCUGCUUUCUUCUCAUAGUUAUAGUAAAACGGGCAUUUGCGCUGAGUGGACGUGAAGUCAAUUCCCCAAUUCCCAGACCUUUCCACUCAAGCGUAAAAUUUAGAAAAAGUGAAGCUACAUAGAAAUCCGGCUCUCUAUUUUUUGAGAGAUUAUCUUGCUGUUACUUUGAGAUUUGACAGUACUCCAAACUUCCCUCCAAGAAAUCUUACAGCAAAUUAAGAGUUACACGCGAGUCUUUUAAAACGACCAAAAAUGGACUUAGUCUGAUUUCUACAUUCUAUAAGUUCAGUUACUGUUUGCGGGUUUUUUUUCGUUUGUAUUUUAAUUCUAUUUUCACUGUCUGCAAAUGAUGCAUACAUUUUAAGGCAAAGAUGUGGUUAAACCUUGCUUCCAUUUCUAGUUUUGAAAACAUCAACAUAAAGCUCAAAUUUAAACUUGUUUUGAAGGGGAGAUAUAAAAAAUGGUCGUCCCUAUUUUCAUUUUUAGGUACUAAAUGAAAUUCUGGCUGGUCAAACUACUAAUGAGGAUACAGAGGAAGAAGACAAUCCUGAAGAAGAGGUGAUCUCUUUGAAAGGAAGUUCUGCACCUGAGGAGAGUGCUGACACUAUGGGGGCUCCCAAUCUCAACGCUAAGGAGUCUCCAGAAGUCGAGGGUGUUCUGAAUACAAGUCAGGGUUCUUUGCUUGAGGUAAAUCCUGAAAAGGAGGGCUGCAUCCCUGAGACUGAGACGGGUGAGAUAAGUGUUGAUGCUGAGAUGGCUUCAGAGGUCCUAGGUACUCCUGGUGAUAAGACAGCUCUCGAGAGCCAAGGGAUUUCAGGCACUGAUGAGGUUACUGAGACCAUGCAGGUCCUGGAGGCUCAAGGAAUCGAAAAAGUGCAGGAUAUGGAUGAAGUUAUGCAGAUUGAUGAAUCAUUAACGAUUCCUGAACUUGAACAGGUUUCUAUGGUAGGCGCAUAACUCUAAUUAAUGUUUAUUUGCAUCUUUGUAUUAUCAUAACAACGGAAAACUACAUGUGCAGUUAUUUUACAACAAUACUAAAACACAAAAAUUCUUAAGUCUUGUUAUUACAGCCUGUAUCAAUGUUGAAAGUUUGUUUUUUGUAGGAUACUCCAACUGGAUAUGCUGAGAAUUGCACAACAUGCAAAACCCUGAGGAGUGAGGUGACUCAGUUAAGGGGCAAAGUCACAAGACUGAAGAGUAAGUUAAUCUCCAGUCAAGAUCAGUGGGUUGAAACCUUUAAGAGCAUACAAGAGCCGAAGCAGUUGCUGAUGGUGAAUGCUGGUGAGUCAACAAUAAUUGAUGUUGAUGAGUCAUAUAGGCAUAACUGCCUAUCUUUAUAUUUUUAUUACAUUUUAUCAAUAUUUGAUUAUUUAAUAAUAAUUAAAAUUUUAAUGGUGAUAGAAUUUUUUUAAUUCCAUUUGUUUAAGCUAUUCAAACUGAACCAUGGCCAGUAACAAAUGAGACAGAGUUAGGGCUAGAGGAUGAAUCAGAAGAUGAGCAGGAAAUGUAGGAUGACGCAUAUGAGGAGUUUGAGUGUGAUGAAGACCCUACAUGGAGUCCUGAAGAAGUCGAAGAUGCAUAUAAAAAACUAAAGGAAGAUGAUGACUCAGUGAAGACUCAUCAGAACCCAAGGUACAAAGAUGCAAAAUUUAUCACAUUUUAACAUCUUAGCUCUAAGUAUCCUCUGGGAAGUGAUUUAGGCCUAAAACUAACUUCCAUUAUGAGAGGAUCUAUUCAGAAACAAGAGUACAUGAAAUUUGUUUUUUAAUUUACUCAGAUAAGAAUUGCACAAAAAAAAAAAAGAAGAAGAGGCAUAGCCAGCCCAUAGACUGGAAGUCCCUGGCCUAAAAUUGUUUGGUUUGUCCACUCAACCACUUGUAAUAAAUUAUGCAUCGUUGGGGUGGGCUAGAUAGGUUAAGGGCUCAACGUUGUCAUGUGUCCAAUCAACAGAAUUAUUAUAAAAAAGGAUUUUUCAGGAUGUAUGUGAGAAUAAAAUCCCAACCCACAAUUAGCCAGGUUUACAACAAGUUGAAAAACUGGCAACACCCUGAGAAAAACAAUGAAAAUGAUAAUCUUUUUUUUUUUUGUUAUUUUAUGAUUUCAGAUGCUAUGAUUAAAUGAGUAUUUCCUUUCAAUCAUUUUUUACAGGUUGGAUCUACAAGGAAAAAACAUUCGAGAGGAACCGAAGGGAAUUGUUUUCCUUUCCAAACUUCUUCCUUUGUUUCAGUUCUGCCACUUGUGCUUCUUUUCAAAACCCAAACUUUCUGUAUCACAGACAGGUACCUUGUUAACCGUAGAAAGUUUCUACAGAAACUGUAGCCAGACAAAAGUCUGGAAGAGUCAACCAGACCUGCUAGGAAAGUUUCCAGCAGGUAACCUGCUAUUAAAUUUUGCAGUGCUCUGUGAGCCGAGUGAAAAGAAAGAAAUGAUACAUUAAAACUGUAAUUAAAUUCAGGCUGAAUUCGAUUUAAUUUUUAUUACUUGUGUACAUGAAAAUUGGAGCAACAUCAGAAUUCCCAGCCACUAAACUUGAGUUUAACUGAAAGCUAGAAGAACAGGGCUUCACACAGUGGGCAAGUUUGUCAUUCAACAAAAAGCGAGUAAGUGGCUGAGAAUUCUGAAGUUUGGCUCAUAAAAUUAAGUGCUUACUUAAGCAACUACUGUAGGUCCUUCUUGGCCCCAAUGGCAUACAUGACACUCUUCAAGAACAAACAGUGCAUUUAUUAUUAAUUUUCUUCAUCUUCGAAGCCACGAUAAUGGCCAUUUUGACUCGGAAAUUGUUUCCUGAUUAUAUUGUAGGCACAACAGGGCAAGGGAUAUCGCCUGGAACUACCAAUAUAACUCCACAGCAGUCUUGUAAAUUGGCGAUAGGCCACAGACCUCAGGAAUCUAGUUAGAGAAAUGAGAUCACUGUUAAUUCAAGGAGGGAUUGGAUGGAGAUAAAUAAAUACUCCUUUUAAAAAUAAGCAGUUGGGGCAAUAAAGCCAUUUAGAAAAUAAAAAAUGUGAUUCUAUGAGAUCAGUCCACGGCGAUAAGCUUAGAUGUAUCAAUUAUUCAAUGCUAUGUAAGGUUCGAUCGUUCCGAUACAAAGUCAACAAUACCCCAACUUACUCAUUAUCACUUUUGUUGCUUUGCCCACGAACAGUUGUGUACGACUUUCCAGCUCGCUUUUUUAGGCCCAGUGCAGCCACUUCUAAUACGUGGCGGUUUAAGCAGACGCUUUCAAACCCUGGAUGGAGGGUUAUGCAUACGGUCCGGUCUCCAAUGGCUUCUUCCAUGACCUAUUCGCAGCGACCGAUCUCUUUGCAGCAAAUGCACUCCUGCGCUUUUGUAACAAGGCUGACAGAGCAGUUCGAGCACGAACACCUGCAAAAUAAUGUGAAAAAUUCGUCAAACACAAGAAAAAUACGUCUGUAUAAAAUUAUUAAUUGUCUGACCUCUUCAAUAAAACUAUCGCAUAAAAUCAAGACUACAGCUAAUCACAUAGCAACGAAAUUGUAAACUUAAACAAAACACUCAGUCGCGUUCGUCACGCGGGGAAUUUAACGUGUAUGUUAAAAUUGGAAAAUAAAAAUAUAAAUCUACAUUCCAUGAUAAUACCAUACCAUUCAUUCGCUGGCACCUCUCCCGAAUAUCUUCGUUGAAACGGUUGUUCCUCUUCUUCUUCGCGAUGAACUCUUUCGUUGUAGUCCGCGGCUUCUUCCUCGGUAGCAAGGGGUUCGCAACUGUCGUCGUACGGCGCAAAUUCAGACAAUUCCCCCAUCACUUCGUCAACUGUAAAACAUUCUAGAUCACUUUCAGAUGUGCAGGAAGAGGAAUUCGACGGAGAUGACAUCUUAAACGUCUUGUUAAAAGGCUCUAAACUCACAAACUUUUCCCAAAUGCGAAUCUUUUGGUUGAUGUUUCUACGUCACAGUGCAUAAAUCACGUGGUCAAACGCACGACCGCUUUGCGGAGAUCUCGCGGGCUAUUGCUUUGCGAACUUUGUAAUGGCGGACGGUAUUUACGCACUUUUCAGUGGGAAAUUUCCAGCCCCCGUACGCAAGUAUCGUUCCAAUUUUUCGCUAUUUGUAUAAUUUUGAACAUAUACACAAGAUUUAUGUUAAAAAAACUCGGAAAAAAAAACAAAAAUUUUCGUCGUAGUAGCACUUUAAUGAAUUUAUUUUAUUAGCAGACAUAACAUGUCGUUAAAUUGAUUUAUGUCUUUUUUUAACCUUCUCGGUAAGGCGUCAUCAAGGAAGACAGCAUUGAGGGCAUUUUUACCAGUGAAGGUGGUGUAAUGGCUGGAGGAAAUAUCAGGCUAGUGUGCCCCCCUGGAGCUCUUGACGAUUCCUUAUCUGUAACCAUAACAUUAGAGGAUCCGUCUAAGUACUACAGUUUGAUAGUUCAAAAGGAUCUGGAAAAUGACGUUGUUAUAGCUGCACCCAUCGUUAAUCUACAACCGAAUGGCCAUUCUUUCAGGAAACCUAUGAAGCUGACAACUAGUUUUAAACACAUGAAAUGGAAAUGGAACGGAGAUGAUGUUUUCAUUUUGCAUGGCACUGAAUCUAGAGAUGGAAAGGUCACCUGGCAAGACAUCACUAAGAGCUCAAAGAUUAAUGAGGCAGCCGCAGAAGUCGAGGUUGAACUGAAACAUUUCUCACUCAUUAUGGUUCUGUUACGUUGGACCUUGAUCCGUAGUAAAGACAUUCUGUCCAGAUUUGAUUUACUGUCGUUUGAUUACACGUUACUGGUGCUGUUGAACAAGACGAGUCCCUCUUCUGCACACGACAUGCUUGCUCUACUUUUCGUGAGCCAAGACGUUUACCACGAACAAUUCUUCAGAGAUGACGCGACUUCAGCUUUGGUACAGCUUAAGAAAGAGGGUUUUAUAGAGGUACAUGAACGUGCCACUGACAGACUGGAUAAAAAGCGAAUUUACAAUCAUGAAAACCUUCAAGUUAGUAUUCAACUCGGGGAAGACUACAGACUCUCUGAUAGCCAGCACAGAAGUUUUAGUUUCGGUGUAGAUUCCUUUGUUUGGUGGAAUGGAGGAAAGGUAAUCAAACUUCCUCUGGAAUGGAGAAACGAAGUGAGAUAUCUCUGUGGGACAAUCAGCGUGAAUGGAGAAAAUGGGCAUGCGAACAAGAAGCAUUUUAGUGAAGGAGGUAAAUUUGUUAGUUGCUGUAGUAUAACAGUAUAAUACAAUAGAUGGCGGUGGAGCUUAAAGAUACUCCUCAACUUGGUUUCGAUAGUUCACCUUUAAAACAUAUGCGAUCUUCGGGAACGAAACAUGACUGUAUCGCAGGCUCAAGUGUGCAACUCAUUCAGAUGACGUGUUUUUUAAAGUCAUCCGCUGACCAGUUAUUGGUUUUACAGUGCGACCAGGAAAACCGUGAACACUUGAAAUAUUUCAGGAAUUUUUAUUGUGUUACGACCAAUCACAGCAAAGAUCAGGACACGCGAGUUUAGUUUCCUCACGUCUGAUUGGCUAAAUUCGUGCAAAACAAUAACAUUCCAGAAAUAUUUCUGGUGUUCACGGUUUUCCGGUUUGAAGGUAGUUGAUCGCAGGCUCAAUUACUUCUGGUGUAUUAUACCAAUAGCACUAAAAAAGCCAUUUAAUAAAUAACUUAUUAACCUCGUCCGUUCGGCCAUUACAGGGUCAUCACUUGCCCUUGAUGUACGUAUUGACCUCGCUAUUGCUUGGUCAAUAUAACAAGGCCUCGGUCUGAGAUGUCCCCGUAAUGAACUCACUCUGGCUUAACAAGUGGUUUGUUAUUUUUUCACAGAUCUGUGUAAUUAUGUAAGGAAGUUACUGGGCAUGGAGGGGAACAUCUUUAACGUCGUAACCAUUGCUAGGCUGCUUGAGAUGCCUGAAGAGGUACUGAAUCAAGUCACCAAAUCUUGGGAGGACGACGGCGGGCAGUUGAACCUUACUUUGCAACACUGGUCGGAGAAGACUGGUGGAGUAGAAAAUCUUUCUUCUCUCAGAAAGUUUCUGGAGGACAUAAAUCAAGAAGGUCAGUGGUGUUUCAAGCGGACUCACCGCGCAAUGGCUGUUUUUCUAAAGAGAUUUAAAGAACAAUUAUUCACCGAAGUGGAGGUGGCUAGUAGUGGAUAUAUUUAGCGAGGCCGCCAAGCGGCGAGGUAAAUUACCACUACUAGCCACCGACACUGAGGUGAAUAAUUGUUUUAGUAUAUACUAAAACAGUGAGAUAAUUGAGCACAAAAAUGAUGAUUUUUAAGUCAUUUACUGUUGCCAACGUCUACAAUUUUGGCGCGCGAUGAUCGAACGGCCGCGGUCGUCGCUUUUUCUUGGCGACAAAUAAAACUUUUGAAGGCGUUUGUUUAGCUCUUGCGGGGAAGUUUCUUCAAAAGGAGUUGUGAAUUCUCUUUGUAUUUAAAAUCAUUCUGUAAAAAAAAUUAUUAAAUUUAGUUUUAAGCUUAUUUAUGAAGAAGUCAACUAAAUAAAGUAACGCAAGACUUAAGCUUAAUUUGCAUUUGUAAACAAAAAAGUUUUUCACCGGUUUUAUCGAUAAAUUCAAGUCAAAAAGACAAAGCUUUAUCUGUUAAAACUUCCAAACCGAACUUCGUCACCUUCUUCAUGUAUUUUGGGAAUAGCUUGAUUGAUUAGUUGUGAAAUUUCUUAGUUUGUUACGGCAGCAAACCGGGAAGGCAUUUUGCUCGCAACUUACGCGAGUUUGGCGUCGCUCUCGCGGAGGAACUGGAAGUGAAUCAGUGAAUAGUGCAGGAUAUUCACUGAUUGAGUAGCCAAUCAGAACGCGCGAAAAACACUAUCCUCUGCUUUAGUAUAUACUAAAGUUUGUUACUUAGUUUAAUAGGAUCAGUGUCACGAAAUUUAUCAAAAUUCAGGCAGUUGAAACCGCCACGGAACUGAGUGAAACGUAAAAAUAACUACUCAAGACAUGAAAAGAAGGUAUAAAUAACACGGCAAAUACAAAAGAAGGAACGGAUGGACAAACGUGAAAAAAAUUGAAAUGGAUGGAAAUUGUGGGUUUGAAAACUUGUUAGCCUGAUAGUUUUUCAAAGUUUAUUUUUGUUGUUUGUAACAAUGUAAUGCUCGGAGACAUUUGUUUGACAGUAGCUGUGAUUUUGUCAUUGACAAUUUAUUUCUCAAGUUUCUAUAGCGAAUAUGGUUGCGUAACUGGCAUUAAUUAUGAACAAAAUGAACUUGACAAAAGGGUUACUUAAAGAAGCUGGUUACUUAAAAGACCUUCCUGUUUCCUUUUUGGAUAUAAAUUUCAAAAAGGCGCCCAGUACUUAGUAGACCUUGAGGAAAUGGAAUUCUGAUUUUAUUCUGUGAUAUAUGUCUUUCAUACCCACCAGAAUACAGAGUAUCACCAAGAGGCCAGAUGCACAUCAGGCGCUUGAGAAAACUUGCCACGAAGAUAACCGGCUUACAAGUCCAUAACACAGAUUUAGUGAGGUAUUUUUCACGUAAAGCUACAAUUCUUUGCAAUUCUGUGUUGAGAGACUGUUGCCUGGAGUUGAACCAGGAUGAAGCCUUUUCAUCUUCCAAUAAUGCAGAUUCUUUCGUCAAACAAUUCAUCGAGAAUCGUCAACCAAUGCUGGAAGAUAUUUCUACAAAAUAUAAACUGGUGUGUUCACAGUCAGAUGAAUCGAGGACCAGCAUUUUUCUUGCCAUUGUUCCUCAUCUGAUGCAAACCAUCAAGCACAUCUUUGUUGACCAUAAGAAGCUUGUGCCUCAUAGUGGCUUGAAUGGACUUCAUGAGGAAAACGUAGAUCAAUUUUUGACAAGCGUUUUGAAUGCUCGACAAAACAACAGAUUCCGGGAUCUUGUGUAUGUGGAGUGCCAAAUUCUGGAGAAGUUGUGUAUGAAGAAUCACAGCAAGAAGCCCGUUGCAGAGAUUACAAAGUGGAGCAAAAGUCUUGCCAUUGAGCAAAUGCUCAACUUUCUAGAGCGGUUCUUCAAGCAUUGCCUGCACGACAUAAGGUUACACAAAAGAUUAGGACUUUUUUCUUACCGCCUACGAGACACGUUGUUGACCGACGACAAGGAAGUAGAUGAAGAUUACAUGCAAGAUUUUGCCAACGUUUUAUUAAGUCUCGUUGACUUUGCCAAGUUUCAUCCUUCAAAACUGGUGAGAUUUGAGCUGGUUGACUCGAAAAGCUCCACAUUGUCCAGUACCUCGUCUGAUGUUGAGAACCUGGUGCACGACGAGUAUGACGACACAUACUCUCAAACGUUCAGCAUCAAGAAAGUAUCAGAGGACGAGCUUCAACUGGGUGCGGCUGCAUGUGUGCACAUUGAUGGAUCAAUUUGCAAGAAAGGGGCAUUCCAGUCAGUCAUUAUGUUGAAUCGUUCCGGCAUGGAUGAAUUUAACAGAUGCAUGAGUCGCUUCGCUCCAGCUGACAUUGCGGUAGUGAAAAUGGAAGCUGAAAACAAGCAUUCGGGAAAUCUUCAAAUAGUUCUUUAUGCUUCACAAAAGGAGAAGCUAUCAGAAUUGAUACGGGUCUUCAAACGAGAACUGAGCGAAGACAUGUUGGACUUGAGGCAGUCUGAGGUGUCUCGGUGCUACCUUUCAAUGCGAUGUAUUGACUUCACCAAAGAAAAGGUCCUAAGACUCCGUCUAGUGUACAAAUGGGGUUCGGAAGCUGUUGCGCUGGACAGUAAUGACUUUGUGACCUUUUCCGAUUGCUCAGCUGGCGGCGCUUGUUUACCAGAGGUAAAAAGGUUUGGUGGUAAGUUUGAUUCAUUGUUUAUUGUUUGUGUCUGUUUAUCCCACCCAAUUAAAGUUCAAUAAAUCCUUCGCUUUGCUGCGUCCAACGGUCAAUUUUUAAACAAAUUUUUGAUACUAUUAUACAAUGUAAUCAGUGUCUAUCCGUCUUACUGGCUUGGGGCCUACAGUGAAUUCUGAAUAUCAGUGCACCAUAAUUCAGUUAUCCACUACUACGUAUACAUAACUGAAUAAUCUAAUUAAAAGGCCAGUGCAACGCAUGAUUUCCAAAAAUAAUACUAAGUACACGUUUGGCGAGUGACACUUAAUAUUACAGGGUGCUUUUUCAAUCGGGGAUUCUUCUGUUUCCAAUAAACUCCUUACGAAAGCUGUAUCUUUCUUGCAAGCUUCUGAAGGGCCCUAGCAUGCAUGCUUGAAGACAACGGGCAAGAGAGGGCUUGAUAGAGGGCAAUGGUAACGCCCGAAUCUUUUUCAACCUCUUGCUUAAGCCUGAUUAUAGUGGAAAAAAAAUUGUGUAUCCUAUCUUGAAAAAAUGUUAAAAGAGCCUUCCUCGUGGGUGCGUUCAUUAUAACAGUCAUAAGAAGGAACGCGACACUCGACAAAUGCUCGAAGAAGACAGGACAGGAAGGGAAAGAGGGGAGAAUAGUUUAUGGCAUCGCCUUAUCAUCUAACUUGUGAUGAAAACAUUUCUUUCACUCAGGUUUGGACAACUCACUCAUGUCUGAAGAUUUGGAAGCGCUCUCACUGACUUCUGUUGGUGGCAAAUUUCCCUCGACUUCUUUUGAUCAGUUACAGAAACACGGCAGUGCGCAGUGCGGGAGAAUCGGUAACGAAAAAGUGCUUUUCUUCAGUUCUGUAGAUUUCCUCAUAACUCUCAAACAAACGUCGAACGUCCAGUACUAACUUCAGAGUACAGUUGAACCUAUUUCAGCUGUUUCUGGGGAAACCCUCGGGACCAAGACAAGUGUCCUCUGAAUAGAGGUGUCCACUGUUCUCUGAACUUAGUACUAAAAGACGUUCGUUUUAGAGUUAUGGGUUAAGGUUUGUUAAUAAUUAACCAACAAAUAAAAUAUUUUUCUUUUAUUCUGCCUCGGAAUCUGCUGCAGUAGUUAUUUCAAGCGGCUAGAUAAUAUAUAAAAAAUCAUGAUUAACUUAUCUCUGCGAUGUUGUGUGUUGAGUUCCCAAAAGUGCAGUACAUCGGUUUGAGUGAGAUAAUUCAUGUUUUGAAAGUACUCACCGCCCGUUGUGACUAGUGAACACUUAACUGACUUAUCAACGAUUUUUGUGGUAGGUCACUUUUUAAAUGCUAUAAUCUGUUCCCUGAAUAAGGUUAAGCCCGGAUUUGGGACCUAGAAAAAGUGUCCCGUGUUCCUUCAAUAGCGGUAACAAAUACGAAGAUUAUGCGCUUCCUGGAACAAUAAUAAUACUAAUAACACUUUUAAACAGGCUCUAAACUAUUUAAAAAAUACUUUUAAAACCUUUAGGGAGAAAUAUAUAGAUAAAUUUCAGAGAGAUCCUGAUGGCAUGCCUUUCUACACCAUUAGUCUUCCUACAAGUACUUUUUUUUCAUCAGCUGGUAAAAAUUUAUAGUAGUUUCUCACAACGUGAGGAUAAGUAUUUCCGUCACGUGAAUGAAAGAAGCUAAUUGUUUCAUGAUAAAAAAUUUCAGUUGCGUGGGUUAUCACAAGGAGUUUUAUCGGUUACGAAAUUAAUGAUUUCUAGAAGGUGGUGGGAUAUAUUUUAAAUGUUUUAUGACUCUUGUUUCAGAGUAUCACUUACACCAGACGUUUAACCAGGUGACAAGGCCGAACACUUGUGUGAUAGGCAACCAAGCUACCGUGAAUGAUCAGAUGCCAAGCCAAAGGUAAAUAUCGCCUGGAACUAAAUACAAAGGCAGUAGUCAGUAGUAUUCUGAUAACCUUUUUGUCGGUACGAGCUGUAAUAAACGAUUAAGCGCGUGGCGCUUAUGUAAGCAACUUGAGUUGCCUAUGAUUGCAAAGAGUAUCUCAGCUUUUUGCCAAAUUGACACUUAGAGACGAAUUAUGCGACAGGUGCCUGCGCAAGAUUCAGGAUUUGCCCUUGGGACCCGUAAUAGUACUCCAAAGUGAAUUUCACCCUUAGCUUUAAUACCGUCAGUACAACAUUUUUAGAACAGACUUAUUAAUGAUCAGAGUCAGUAUCGACCAAGUAUUUAGCUCUUGGGUCAAAUAUUGCUCUUGUCAAGACAUCCUUGUUUUAUUCCCUUUCCUCUCCUUUCCCUUUUAACAGAUCAUUGUUGUGUAUUUGGACUUUACGUUUUUCUUACGAUCGUUUAUGUUUUGCCAAAUGUUGAUGCAUGUAUUUUUUUAAAAGGCGGUAACUGACAUUGUCGUUGACCAAUGUUUUGGUCUCUUUUACUUCAGUUUUACUGUACUAGGCGCGUUGACCACUAUUAAAUUACGCUUAAAUGCACUGAGUGAGCUCUUUGGCUAAAAACAAAAUGACGCUCGUAAUUGGUUCCGGUUAUUUUUCCCGGUUACAUUAACAUUUUGUUAUAAAUUAUUUCUUGCCUUUGCUCUCGUUUCACUGUAGACGUUCAGUGAAAAGGACUCCUCUUCGUGCGGGGCGCGGCUGAAGGCAGCGUCUGCUGUCAUUAGAGACUAGACGUUGGCGAACCAGAUAAAGGGGUGUCGAUCGUAUCAAAUAGAGGCCCCUAAGAGUGGCAGGGUCUUGCUAAAAGUUACCAUAACCGCGAUCAAACGUGACAAAUUUACAAAAGCUUAGAAAAGUACUUUAAAACUAAAGUUGUAAAUUUCAAUUCGCUGGAAAUUUACUAAACUUUUUGAGGGUUUCCUCGAAACGAUCAAAGUGUGUGAAAACUGAUCUGGCUUUUCAGUUGGUCAACACGUCACAAUUUUACUCCGGCAAGAAGCGUUUUCAACGAAAAGAAGCUCAUUGUAUUGAGAAAAAUGCAAGGAUAGUUAAAUCAACUCAUUCUUUUAGACAUUCUUGGAUGCGCUUUUUUUCACCUAGUGUUAAACAAAAUCACAUGAAAAAGAAAAGCGCCUUGGACCUUUGACCGCGGUGGACGGAUACCAUACUUGGCUAGGAACGGACAGUGAAAAAACCGAACUUAAACAUGGAAACGUUGGACCGAAGUCAACUUUAACAGAGUUCUCUGAGAUAAAUCGCUGAAACCCUAUCUGUAACGGUUUGUUCGAAGAUUGGUGGACGAAUUUUUUUAAGACUUCUGCCUGUUGUUUUAAGGUGAAGGUCAUAUAGUGAAUCAAAAUUCUAGCGUAAUUUACACGAAAACCUGGAAGGGUACUCAUAGAUCACUAUUUUUAGUUUGACUAGCGUUUUGUCUUGUAUCUUCUGUUUGUCCUUUAGAGCUCUCCCGGAGAGUUUGAACUGCUCUCCUAAGAGAUCCAUUACUGAAGGAAGGAGAUCCUUACCAGAAGUUGAAGAUUCCAAAGAUAGAUCAUGA
Messenger RNA from Porites lobata, 15970 nucleotides. Lineage: Eukaryota; Metazoa; Cnidaria; Anthozoa; Scleractinia; Poritidae. The record is from the annotation of a GenBank genome assembly.